GUUACAUUAUUAUUUGUUCUUGGCAGGAUUUUUAACUUAUAAAUCUCAUCUUCUUGUCCGGUUAACCCACCAAGUUCCAACUGAAAAAUGGAGGAGAAAAAAUCAUCCAGAGUCUCAGACAUUGGAGCUUGGGCUAUGAACAUUUUCAGUUCCAUUGGACUCAUAAUGGCCAACAAACAACUCAUGUCCCCCACCGGUUUUGAUUUUGCUUUUGCGACGACAUUGACUGGUUUACACUUUUCUGUGACGGCCUUCGUUGGCUUGGUUUCAAAUGCUGCUGGUUAUUCUGCUUCUAAGCACAUUCCCUUGUGGGAACUUGUUUGGUUCUCAAUUGUUGCCAAUGUUUCAAUCACAGGGAUGAACUUGAGCCUCAUGCUCAACUCUGUUGGAUUUUAUCAGAUUUCGAAGUUAAGUAUGAUUCCUGUGGUUUGUGUAAUGGAAUGGUUUCUUCAUGGUAAACACUACUCCAGGGAAGUCAAGAUGGCUGUCAUGGUAGUGGUUGUGGGUGUCGGUGUCUGCACUGUUACUGAUGUCAAUGUUAAUGCUAAAGGAUUUCUCAGUGCUUGUGUUGCAGUCUUGUCUUCCUCUUUACAGCAAAUUUCAAUUGGCUCCUUACAGAAGAAGUAUUCAGUAGGCUCUUUUGAACUGCUAAGCAAGACAGCUCCAAUACAAGCUCUCUCUCUUCUAGUCACAGGUCCAUUCAUUGAUUACUUCCUCAGUGGUAAACUGAUAUCAAAUUAUGCAUUAUCUCCAGGCGGAAUCUUCUUCAUACUAGUCUCAUGCUCCUUGGCUGUAUUCUGCAAUGUGAGUCAGUAUCUCUGCAUCGGACGUUUCUCAGCAGUAUCUUUCCAGGUUUUGGGGCACAUGAAAACUGUGUGUGUCCUUACACUGGGGUGGAUCCUGUUUGAUUCCGAAAUGACCCUGAAAAAUAUAAUUGGGAUGGCUCUUGCUGUUGCUGGAAUGGUGGUUUACAGCUGGGCAGUAGAGGCUGAGAAGCAAACAAGAACCAAGUUCAUUCCUGCUUCUAAAGGCAAUUUCUCAGAAGGGGACAUGAGAUUUCUGACAGAGGAAAAGGAGGAGACUCCAUUGAUUAAGGAUGUUGAGCUUGGCCAGUCUAAAGUAUAAAAUUAAUAAUGCAUUGUCUGGAUAAAAAGAAUUACGUCAAUUACAGUUGCUUCAAUAUUCUUUGCACCUACUUCUCUUCCUAUGUGAAUCACCUCUUCUCUUUUCCUCCAUUUUUUGGUCGGCUGUUAAAUUUUCUAUUGGUUGUUCUGAGAUCAUGUACAAAUUCAGGAAAUAAAUGAAAUUAAAACCAGUUUCUUUGAAAAUAUAUAUAUAAUUUUAACGGAGCUAUCUCUGGA
Molecule: messenger RNA, 1361 nt
Organism: Hevea brasiliensis (rubber tree)
Lineage: Eukaryota; Viridiplantae; Streptophyta; Magnoliopsida; Malpighiales; Euphorbiaceae
Product: UDP-rhamnose/UDP-galactose transporter 2
Exons: 5
Coding region: 88-1125 (345 amino acids)
Cellular component (GO): Golgi apparatus
Molecular function (GO): antiporter activity; UDP-galactose transmembrane transporter activity
Source: RefSeq, a predicted model, not a curated record